This is a messenger RNA of Oncorhynchus keta (chum salmon), 25027 nucleotides long. Its product is annotated as plectin-like. Lineage: Eukaryota; Metazoa; Chordata; Actinopteri; Salmoniformes; Salmonidae. Bases 348 to 23534 code for a protein of 7728 amino acids. Gene Ontology annotation, cellular component: intermediate filament; cytoplasm; hemidesmosome. Gene Ontology annotation, biological process: wound healing; hemidesmosome assembly; intermediate filament cytoskeleton organization. The record is from RefSeq and is a predicted model, not a curated record. The transcript has 74 exons. Gene Ontology annotation, molecular function: ankyrin binding; cadherin binding; structural constituent of cytoskeleton.
UUCCAAGCAAGUCUGACUCAAGGGGGGAACAGUACUCUUUUGACUUAGUUUCUGGAUUCUUCACGACAUCUUCUCAGAAAAACGUUCUCUGUUUCCUCACACGCUCAAAGGCAACAAGAAGAGAGUGAAGAAGAAGCAAUAAGAGAAAAUAAGAGGAUUUAUUCAUACUUUUUGUGAUUGGAUUGAAAAGCACGUGCAGACGGUUUUAGACCACUGGACCCUUUCAGAGACUGAGAAGUGAGGUCAUCCUGUAAUACAUUCUCCCUUGGCGGAGUGUCUCCAGCUUUGCUGUUAGUCAUACUUUGAAGAGACAAACACACACGCGCGCGCGCACACACAGAGCAACAAUGGUGGCCGGAAUGGUGAUGCCCUUGGUGGACUUGAGGGCCAUCUACGAGCUCCUGUUUCGUGAUGGUGUCAUGGUGGCCAAGAAAGACAAGCGGCCCCAGACCAAGCACCCAGAGAUCCCCAGCGUGGGAAACCUGCAGGUGAUCCGCGCCAUGGCCUCCCUCAAGUCCAGGGGCUACUUGAGAGAGACUUUCGCCUGGAGGCACUUCUAUUGGUACCUGACCAACGAGGGCAUUGUUUACCUGCGCGACUACCUCCGUCUGCCUGCUGAGAUCAUUCCCUCUUCCCUGCAAAGGGUUCGCCAUCCAACAGCAACCCUGGCCAUUGCCCAAAGGGCAGCGCGUGGGGUCCAGUCAGUGGACGGCCCCACAUCUUAUGUCCCCAAACCUGGCAGGGAAGAGAGUCAGGAGGCGAUGGCUGAGCGCCAGGUCUACCGACACAGGAAGCUGGACGCAGCCGAGGAGGAAGGCCCCUCUGACAGGACGCCAAGGUUCAGAGGUCGCCUGAUGGCCACCGAGCCGGUCAGACCAAGAGCAUCACGGGAAUCUGAGUCCCAGGCCCAGCCUCCCCUGUGGAAGGGGCGGGGCUUCCGCACUGAGGCUUCAAUGAUGGAGGAAAGCCAGGGGAAGAGGGCCUCCACGGUUACCUUCUCUCAGACCACUGAGGCUAGUAAAGCAGGGGUGUCCUCCCAGGAGAAGAUCAUCACUAAGGUUCGUGCAGAAAGGUCCCAGGUGGUUCCGGUUCAGAAAAAUUCUACUUCAACACAUGAAUCACAGGUCAGCAUCAUGUCAGUCUCCUCCAAAACAGCCUUCCCAUUAGCUGUUACUGCAGUAGCUAGUGCUGCAGGAGCUGGGGCUGCAUUAGUGAAGGUCUCAGCUGAAUCCUCUUUCAAUAAAGCAGGUAUAGAGAAGCCCAAGAAAGCUGCAGGGGUUGAAGAGGCCCCCAACGUCUCUGAGGAACCUGUACCCAGUAAGCCAGCCAUCCCAGCACCCCUGCCCCCUACUAAAGAGAUUGAGGAGAAAAAAACAGAAGUGACUCCAGAACCCAAGAAAGCAUCAGAAAUGACUGUCCCCCAAGAGACCCCCAAACUCUCAGCCGAACCCACCAAAUCGUUUAAAGUUGAUAUCACUGAUCCCUUAUUAGUGGUCAGUGGCAAAGACAGUGUUGUCACUGAAAAGGUUAUUGAAACUAAAAAAGGGAUGAUUGAAGAUUGCUCCAAAUCAAAGAAGAAGAAAAAAUCUCCCAGAGAAAUAACGAAGGCUGCGAUGGCUGAAUCACCUGUCACAAAGGUGUCCCCAGAAAAAGGACUGAAGACCCCCGAGGAAGAGACACAGGAGCCCCCCAAACCCCCACCAGCUUUUGCAUCAUCAAUAAAGCCCAAGGGACCAGAAUCCACUAAAGAAACGAAGGCUGAGGUUCGAAGAGAAACUAAGGCUGAGGUUCAAAAAUCAAAUGAGGCUGAUCAUCAGAUCCCCAAACCAGCAGUGGAACAGAGCAACACUAAGUCUAUAGUAUCACAAGCUGCAUCCCAUCCCGUUGCAGCCCCUCGAGUGCAGGAGAAGGCUGAGACGACCAAUAAAGUGGCCUCAGGCUCAUCUGGACAAUUCACCCACGGGUCAGAGAUGAGUGUCACUAAAGUGGAAAUGGUAAAAGUGCAGAAGACCAUAAAGAUAGAGAUGAAACAGGAAGCCCUUAAUCCUGUGGAGAUGACCUUCACACUGCCACCGCAACCACCACAACCUGCCAUAGUGCCGGAGGCUAAGGCCCCUAUAGAAACAGCUGUGGUUGAUUCGUCAAAGGCAAAAAAAGCUAAAAAGAAAAAGCAGGUUUCUUCCCCAGACCGUGAGACCACAAAAUCAUUAUCUCCACCUGCAGCUAAAACAUCAUCACCAACAGAGAAGGUGUUGAUGACCAGGGCCGCCGUUAAGGUUGACUUCCCAAACACCCCUGGGGCAAAAGUAAUGGACUGCUCUCCAAAGAUGCCUCAGGAAGGAAUGUGGUCUGAGGAAACCAGCAUGGCAGCAGCUGUGCAGGCUGGGGCCCCUGCUUUAGACAAAGGAGAGGCGGAGCCUGCCCAGCACUCUGCUGAAAAAAAACGGGAGGACUCGAAACCAAAAACCUCCUCUGCAAGGGAAGCACCCGGAGAGACAGCGUCAGCCAGAGCCGAGGCACGGGCCAGCCUACACACUGAGCAGGGGGAGCUUCCCAGAGUUGUUGCAAAACACGCUCUAACAGCAGCACAGAGCACAGAGGAGGAGAAGAAAAGUCUAUCUGUUCCUCCCAAGGCCUCGGAGCAGGAGAAGGACAAGGAACCACCACAGACCCCUGCUACCACUGCAGCCACCACCCCUCUGCCAGCACAGCCUCACCUGGAGGACACCUGUGACCAGCCUGUAGACGAGGCCAACAUGAGGAAGAAGAUAGUAGUGGUGGAGGAGGUGAUUGAGGUGCAGCACAUCACUAGCCCGCAGGCAGUGGCUGGAGGAGAGGCUCCUCCUGCUGUUGUACCUGAGAGAACAGGGCAAGAACUGGACUUUGAUGUCCUGCACGCACUGGCCGUUGAACGGGCUCUCCUGGCCGGAGGAGCGGUGGUCGAGUCCGCCCAGAGCACCAUCUCCGACGAUGACUGGGACCACUCUCUGGACGUACCCGAGGAGAAGACCUUCCCCAACUUCAUAGAAGACGAACGGGAUCGAGUACAGAAAAAGACCUUCACAAAAUGGGUGAACAAACACUUGAUAAAGUCACAGCGUCAGGUCACAGACCUGUAUGAAGACCUGAGAGAUGGACACAACCUGAUCUCCCUCCUGGAGGUCCUCUCUGGGGAGAAGCUGCCCAGAGAGAAAGGCCGCAUGAGAUUCCACAAGCUGCAGAAUGUACAGAUGGCACUGGACUUCCUCAAACACCGACAGGUCAAGCUGGUGAACAUCAGAAACGAUGACAUUGCGGAUGGUAACCCCAAGCUGACCCUUGGGCUGAUAUGGACCAUCAUCCUUCACUUCCAGAUCUCGGACAUCCAGGUGAAUGGCCAGUCAGACAACAUGACGGCCAAAGAGAAGCUACUGAUGUGGUCCCAGAGCAUGGUGGAGGGCUACCAGGGCAUCCGUUGUGACAACUUCACCACCAGCUGGAGGGACGGCAAGCUCUUCAGCGCCGUCAUCCACAAACACCAGCCUAGACUCAUUGACAUGAGUAAGGUGUACCGCCAGACCAACGUGCAGAACCUGGAGUACGCCUUCAACGUGGCAGAGACAGACCUGGGGGUGACACGCCUGUUGGAUCCAGAGGAUGUUGACGUGCCACACCCUGAUGAGAAGUCCAUCAUCACCUACGUGUCGUCCCUGUAUGACGCCAUGCCCCGGGAUGUCCAGGAUGGAAUCCAGGCUAACGAGCUGGAGCUGCGCUGGACGGAGUACUAUGAGCUGGUCACUAUCAUUCGGCAGUGGAUAAGCCACCAUGUCGUUAUCUUCGGCGAGAGGAGGUUCCCAGGCAGCUAUGAGGAGAUAGAGAUCCUGUGGCGUCAGUUCUUGAAGUUCAAAGAGACAGAACUGCCUGCAAAGGAGGCCGACAAGCACCGUUCCAAACUCAUCUACCAGUCAUUUGAGAGUGCAGUGCAUGCUGGUCAGGUCAAGGUCCCUCCAGGCUACCAUCCCAUUGAUGUGGAGAAGGAAUGGGGCCAUCUGCACGUGUCCAUCCUAGAGAGAGAACGACUGCUCAGGACAGAGUUUGAGAGGCUGGAGAGACUACAGAGGAUUGUCAGUAAAGUCCAGAUGGAGUCAGGUGUGUGUGAGGAGCAGCUCAACCAGCUGGAGACCCUGCUGCAGACGGACAUCCGUCUCCUGAGUGCAGGGAAGCCGGCUCAGCACACUGCCGAGAUGGAGCGGGACCUGGACAAGGCAGACGGUAUGAUCCGCCUGCUCUUCAACGACGUGCAGCUGCUCAAGGAUGGACGCCACCUGCAGGCUGAGCAGAUGUACCGCAGGGUAUACCGCCUUCACGAGCGUCUUGUGAACCUGCGCACCGAUUAUAACCUGCGCCUCAAGUCGCAGAUGAUCCAGACCAUCCAGCAGCCCUCCACCAGGGCGCGUCCUGAGAUGGACGAGGUGACCCUGCGCUACGCCCAGGACCUGCUGACCUGGGUGGAGGAGAGUCAGAGGCGGAUUGACGAGGCCGAGUGGGGCUCGGACCUGCCCACCGUGGAGUCUCAGCUGGGCAGCCACCGGGGCCUGCACCAGACCGUGGAGGACUUCCGCGCCAAGAUCGAACGGGCCAAGGCUGACGAGAGCCAGCUAUCCCCAGUCAGUAAGGGGACAUACAGUCAAUACCUGGGCAAACUGGACCUUCAGUAUGCCAAGCUGCUGAACUCCUCCAAGUCUCGUCUGCGUAACCUGGACUCGCUCUAUGUGUUCGUCAGCGCGGCAACCAAGGAGCUGAUGUGGCUCAACGACAAAGAGGAGGAGGAGGUCAACUACGACUGGAGCGAUCGCAACACCAACAUGACUGCCAAGAAAGACAACUACUCGGGUCUGAUGCGUGAGCUGGAGCUGAGAGAGAAAAAGGUCAACGACAUCCAGGCCACAGGAGACAAGAUGCUGAAGGAGGGCCACCCCGGCAAGAAGACAGUGGAGGCCUUCACAGCAGCCCUGCAGACUCAGUGGAGCUGGAUCCUCCAGCUGUGUUGUUGCAUCGAGGCUCACCUCAAAGAGAACACAACGUACUACCAGUUCUUCUCGGACGUGAAAGAGGCUGAGGAGAGGAUGAAGAAGAUGCAGGAGAUGAUGAAGAAGAAGUACAGCUGUGAUCGCUCCACUACGGCCACGCGACUAGAGGACCUGCUGCAGGAUGCUAUGGAGGAGAAGGAGCAGCUGAAUGAGUUUAAGACUCACGUGGCCGGCCUGAACAAGAGAGCCAAGACCAUAAUCCAGCUGAAGCCCCGUAACCCCACCAAGUCCAUCAAGGGUAAACUGCCCAUCCAGGCCGUGUGUGACUUCAAACAGAUGGAGAUCACCGUCCAUAAGGGUGAGGAGUGUGCUCUCAUCAACAACUCCCCACAGCCCAACAAGUGGAAGGUCCUUAACCACUCAGGCAUUGAGGCGGUGGUGCCUUCAGUCUGUUUCCUGGUUCCACCUGUCAACAAGGAGGCUAUGGACAGUGUGUCCAGUCUGGACUCUGGUCACCAGUCGAUGCUGCUCCUGUGGCAGAGAAUGCAUGUGGACAUGAAGAGCAUGCUGUCCUGGCAGUACCUGACGAGAGACAUCACACAGAUACGUAACUGGAACAUCACCAUGUUUAAGACCAUGAAGGUGGAGGAGUACAGGCUGAUUAUGAGGAACCUGGAGCUUCACUAUCAGGACUUCAUGCGUGACAGUCAGGAUUCUCAGCUGUUUGGUCCACACGACCGUAUGCAGAUCGAGGGCGACUACUCUAAGACCACACAGUACUACGACAACCUUCUGCGCUCUGUGGAGAAAGGUGAGCAGGACGAGUCGACGUGUGUGACCUACAUCACCCAGAUCAAGGACCUGCGUCUACGGAUAGAGGACUGCGAGGCUCGUACCGUGGCCCACAUCCGCAAGCCCGUGGACAAAGACCCCCUCAAAGACUGUGCCCAGAAGACCACCGACCAGAAGAAAGUCCAUGUUGAGCUUGAGGGUAUCAAGAGGAACCUGGACCAGGUGGCUGUGAAGACUGAGGAGGUCCUGAGUACCACUCCUAAGCAGUCCAGCACUGCGCCUGUCCUGCGCUCUGAACUGGAGUUCACCCUGAAGAAGAUGGACCACGCCUACAUCCUCUCCUCUGUCUAUCUAGAGAAGCUGAAGACGGUGGACGUGGUCAUCCGCAACACGCAGGGGGCCGAGGGAGUGCUGAAGAAGUACGAGCAGCGGCUGCGCGAGGUCCAAACUGUUCCCGAUGACGUCAAGGAGGUGGAGAAGUACCGCACCCAGCUCAAGAAAAUGCGUGCUGAAGCGGAGGGUGAAAAGCCUGCUUUCGAUUCCCUGGAGGGCGAGCUCGGAAAGGCGGCAGCCGUGAGCGAGAAGAUGUCUCGUGUGCACAGUGAGCGUGACGCUGAGCUGGACCACUACCGCCAUCUCCUGUCCGGUCUCCAGGACCGCUGGCAGGCUGUGUUCUCCCAGAUGGACCUGCGUCAGCGGGAGCUGGAGCAGCUGGGCCGCCAGCUGGGUUACUACAGAGAGAGCUACGACUGGCUCAUCCAGUGGAUCGGUGGCGCCAAGCAGAGGCAGGAGAAGAUCCAGGCCGUGCCCAUCAGCGACAGCAAGACUCUGAAGGAGCAACUGGCCCAGGAGAAGACACUUCUGGAAGAGAUCGAGCAAAACAAAGAGAAAGUUGACGAGUGUCAGAAAUAUGCCAAGGCGUAUAUCGACACUAUCAAGGAUUAUGAACUCCAGUUGGUGGCCUACAAAGCACAGGUGGACCCUCUCUCACCCCUGAAGAAAACCAAAAUGGAUUCUGCCUCAGAUAACAUCAUUCAAGAGUAUGUGACACUAAGAACCCGCUACAGCGAGCUGAUGACUCUGACCAGUCAGUACAUCAAGUUUAUCACCGACACACAGCGCCGGCUGGAGGACGAGGAGAAAGCUGCUGAGAAAAUGAAAGCGGAAGACAGGAAAAAAAUGGCAGAGAUGCAGGCUGAGUUAAACAAACAGAAGCAGCUAGCUGAAUCUCAUGCAAAGGCCAUUGCCAAGGCCGAGCAGGAAGCUCAAGAGCUGAAGCUCAUGAUGCAGGAGGAAGUCAGCAGGAGACAAGUUGUUUCAGUAGAUGCAGAAAAGCAAAAGCACAAUAUCCAGCUGGAACUACAUGAGCUCAAAAAUCUCUCAGAGCAGCAGAUCAAGUCCAAGAGUCAACAGGUAGAAGAAGCCAAUCAGAGCAGAGUCAAGAUUGAGGAGGAAAUCCGCAUCAUCAGGAUCCAGCUGGAGACCACUGUCAAUCAGAAGUCUACAGCUGAGGAUGAGCUCAAGCAACUCCGGGAAAAAGCUUCUGAAGCCGAGAGGCUGAGGAAGCUUGCACAGGAGGAGGCUGAGAAGCUCCGCAAACAGGUCAACGAGGAGACCCAGAAAAAACGCAAGGCAGAGGAAGAGCUCAAGUUAAAGUCUGAGGCUGAGAAGGAGGCUGCCAAGCAGAAGCAGAAGGCUCUAGAAGACCUUGAAAAGCUGAAGAUGCAGGCGGAGGAGGCGGAGAGACGCAUGAAGCAAGCUGAAGUGGAGAAGGAGAGGCAGAUCAAAGUUGCCCAGGAGGUGGCACAGAAGAGUGCUGCAACCGAACUCCAGAGUAAACGCAUGUCCUAUGUUGAAAAGACAUCAAAGCUGGAGGAAUCACUCAAACUAGAGCAUGUCACAGUCAUCCAGCUGCAGGAGGAGGCAGCUCGUCUCAAGAAGCAACAGGAAGAGGCUGAUAUGGCCAGGGAGGAGGCGGAGAAGGAGUUAGAGAAAUGGAGGCAGAAGGCCAAUGAGGCACUCCGCUUGAGGCUCCAGGCUGAGGAAGAAGCUCACAAAAAGAGCCGUGCCCAGGAGGAUGCCGAGAAACAGAAGGAGGAUGCUGAGCGUGAGGCCAGGAAGAGGGCUAAAGCUGAGGAGUCCGCACUGAAACAGAAAGAUAUGGCAGAGCAAGAGCUGGAGAGGCAGAGGAGGCUAGCUGAGGGAACUGCUCAACAGAAACUCUCAGCAGAACAGGAGUUAAUCCGGCUAAGGGCAGACUUCGAACAUGCUGAGCAACAGAGAUCCCUGCUUGAUGACGAGCUGUACCGCCUGAAGAAUGAAGUCAGUGCAGCUGAGCAGCAAAGGAAACAGCUCGAAGAUGAACUGGCCAAAGUGAGGAGUGAAAUGAAUGUACUCCUGCAGCUAAAGUCCAAAGCAGAAAAGGAUAGCAUGUCCAACACUGAGAAGAGCAAACAGCUCCUCGAAUCUGAAGCUGCAAAAAUGAGGGACCUUGCUGAGGAGGCAGGCAAACUUAGAUCCAUUGCUGAGGAAGCCAAGCGACAAAGGCAAGUUGCUGAGCAAGAGGCAGCUCGUCAAAGAGCAGAAGCUGAAAGGAUCCUCAAGGAGAAGCUUACUGCCAUUAAUGAGGCAACUCGUAUGAAGACUGAAGCAGAAAUUGCCCUCAAAGAAAAAGAGGCUGAGAAUGAGCGACUCAGACGACAAGCUGAGGAUGAAGCUUACCAGAGGAAAGCUCUGGAGGACCAGGCCAGCCAGCACAAGCAAGAUAUUGAAGAAAAGAUCAAUCAACUCAAGAAGUCAUCUGAGAAUGAGUUGGGAAGACAAAAGACACUUGUCGAUGAAACUCUCAAGCAGAGACGAGUGGUUGAGGAGGAAAUUCGCAUUCUCAAGCUAAACUUUGAGAAAGCCUCAUCUGGCAAGCUUGAUUUGGAGCUGGAGUUGAAUAAACUGAAAAACAUUGCAGAGGAAACACAGCAGAGUAAACUCCAAGCUGAAAAAGAGGCUGAGAAACACAGGAAACUUGCCCUGGAGGAGGAGAAACGCAGGCGCGAAGCAGAGGAAAAAGUAAAAAAGAUCACUGCUGCAGAGGAAGAAGCAGGCAGACAGUGCAAAAAUGCACAGGAGGAAGUGGAGCGCCUCAAAAAGAAAGCAGAUGAAGCCAAAAAGCAGAAAGAGGAUGCUGACAAGGAAGCAGAGAGACAGAUUCUCGUAUCCAAACAAGCAGCACAAAAAUGCAAUGCAGCAGAACAGCAAGUUCAGACUGUCCUUGUCCAACAGAAGGAGGACAACCUUAUGCAGAAACAGCUCAAGGGAGAGUAUGAGAAAGCAAAGAUGCUUGCAAAACAGGCAGAGCUUGCCAAGGAAAAGGCAGAGAAGGAGGCUGCUCUUCUCCGGCAACAAGCAGAGGAUGCAGAACGCCAAAAACAGGCCGCUGAACUCGAAGCUGCCAACCAAGCCAAAGCUCAAGAGGAAGCCGUAAAAUUGAGAAAGGAGGCAGAGUUCGAAGCUGCCAAGCGAGCACAGGCUGAGGCUGAUGCAAUCAAACAGAAACAACAAGCAGAUGCUGAGAUGGCAAAGCACAAAAAGCUUGCAGAGCAAACAGUGAGUCAAAAGUCUCAGGUAGAGAAAGAGCUCGCAAAGGUCAGGCUUCAGCUGGAUGAAACUGACAAGCAAAAAUCUGUUUUAGACGAGGAGCUGCAGCGCUUAAAGGACGAAGUCGGUGAUGCGGUCAAGCAGAAGGCCCAGGUGGAAGAGGAGUUAUUCAAAGUCAAGAUUCAGAUGGAGGAGCUGGUCAAACUGAAACUCAGAAUUGAGCAGGAGAACCAGCGUCUUAUCAAAAAGGACAAGGAUAACACUCAGAAAUUCCUGGCUGAGGAAGCUGAGAACAUGAAGGAGCUUGCAGAGGAAGCUGCCAGACUCAGUGUGGAAGCCCAAGAGGCUGCACACAUGAGACAAAUCGCUGAAUCUGACCUCUCCCAACAGAGGGCACUUGCAGAGAAGAUGCUAAAGGAGAAGAUGCUUGCCAUUCAGGAAGCAUGUCAACUGAAAGCAGAGGCUGAGAUGCUCCAAAGACAGAAGGACCUGGCUCAAGAGCAGGCCCAGAAGCUGCUUGAGGAUAAACAACUGAUGCAGCAGCGUCUUGAGGAAGAGACUGAGGGCUUCCAGAAAUCCUUGGAAGCUGAGCGCAGGAGACAGCUGGAGAUCACCGCCGAAGCUGAGAACCUCAAAGUGAAAGUGUCCCAACUUAGUGAUGCUCAGUCCAAAGCAGAGAAUGAGGCCAAGAAAUUCAAGAAGCAAGCAGAUGAGAUCAGUGCCCGUCUUCAUCAGACAGAGCUAGCGACUAAAGAAAAAUUUACCUUUGUGGAGACACAGAGACUGAGCAGCAACAACGAGGCUGAUGAGCUACGCAAAGCCAUCGCUGAUCUAGAGAAGGAGAAGGCCAAACUGAAAAAGGAGGCUGAAGACCUACAGAAUAACUCUAAAGAGAUGGUCAAUGCUCAGCAGAAACAAAUCCAACGCGAGAAGACAGUACUCCAGCAGACAUUCGUCACAGAGAAGGCGGAACUGUUGAAGAAGGAGAAACAAAUUGAAGAGGAGAAGAAGAAGCUGGAGAACCAGUUUGAGGAGGAGGUCAAGAAGGCCAAGGCCCUCAAGGAAGAACAGGACCGCCAGAGGAAACAAAUGGAGCAGGAGAAGGAUAAACUCCAGGCUACCAUGGAUGCUGCCCUCAACAAACAAAAAGAGGCUGAGAAAGAAAUGCUCAACAAGCAAAAAGAGAUGCAGGAGCUUGAAAGGAAAAGACUUGAACAGGAAAAGCUGCUUGGCGAGGAGAACAAGAAACUUCGUGAGAAACUGCAGCAGCUCGAGGUCGCCCAUAAAGAGCCCGUCUCCCACACCAGAGAAAUCGAUAUCCAGACUGACGAUGUGCCUGAGGAUGAACUGAUCCAUAUGACCAUGGUGGAGACAACAAAGCAGGUUAUCAAUGGCCAAAGUGUUGGGAAUGAGGUUGACAGUAAGAAGGAUGCAUUGUCUUUUGAUGGCAUCCGCGAGAAAGUACCUGCACGCAGACUUUAUGAAGUUGGCCUUUUGACAAAAAAGGAGUUCGAUAAGCUGAAGAAAGGCAAAGCCACUGUGCAAAACCUUAGCCAAACUGACAAGUUAAGAACAAUUCUGCAGGGCAAUAACUGUAUAGGGGGUGUCUUGACACAGUCUAAUCAGAAAAUGGCAAUAUAUCAAGCUAUGAAAGAAAAGAAAAUUACUCCUAGCUGGGCUUUGAUCCUCCUGGAGGCACAGGCAGCAUCUGGCUAUGUAAUAGACCCAGUUAAAAACAAGAAACUCUCUGUCAGUGAGGCUGUGAAGGAAGGCCUGAUCGGACCUGAACUGCACAACACAAUGCUGUCUGCUGAGAGAGCUGUCACUGGUUACAAAGACCCUUACACCGGUAACACGAUCUCACUCUUUGAAGCUAUGAAGAAGGGCUUGAUUGACAGAGACCAUGCCAUUAGGCAGCUUGAGGCUCAGAUAGCUACUGGUGGACUCAUUGACCCCAUAAACAGCCACCGUGUGCCCAUCGAGACUGCAUACAAACAGGGGCAGUUUGACACAGAGAUGAACAAGAUACUGGAGGACCCUUCGGAUGACACCAAGGGAUUCUUCGAUCCUAACACCCAGGAGAACUUAACAUACUUUCAGCUAAUGCAGAGAUGCAACACAGAUCCGGAGACAGGACUACUGCUCCUGCCCAUCACUGACAAGGCUGCUCUGAGCACGUCAACCUACACAGAGCAGGAGACCAAGGAUGUGUUCAGCAAGACGACUGUCUCUGUGCCAUUUGGAAAAUUCAAAGGGAAGACUGUAACUAUCUGGGAAAUCAUCAAUUCUGAGUACUUUACCGAGGACCAGAGAAAGGACCUUAUUCGUCAGUACAAGACAGGAAAGAUCACAGUGGAAAAAAUCAUCAAGAUUGUUAUCACUAUGGCAGAGGAAAAGGACAAAAAGAAUGAAAUCGCCUUUGAGGGUCUGAGGGGAACAGUCCUUGCUACUGAACUACUGGAGUCCAAGAUAAUCGACAAAGAUCUUUACAACAAGCUGCACACAGGCAAUAAAACAAUCAAAGAGGUGUCUGAAAUGGAGCCUGUUCAGAAAUCCUUGAAGGGUACAAACUGCAUUGCAGGUGUAGUUAUUGACUCAACUAAGGAGACUAUGUCUUUCUAUCAAGCCAUGAAGAAGGAUAUGAUGAGGGUAGGGCCUGCUUUAACUCUGCUGGAAGCACAAGCAGGAACAGGAUUUGUUGUUGAUCCUAUAAAGAAUCAGAAGUACACUGUCGAUGAAGCUGUGAAAGCAACUGUCAUUGGUCCUGAGCUGCAUGAAAAAUUACUGUCAGCUGAAAGAGGUGUUACAGGCUACAAAGAUCCUUACACGGGAAAGACUGUGUCUUUGUUCGAAGCAAUGAAGAAAGAACUCAUUCCAAAGGAUCAGGGCAUCAGACUCCUAGACGCGCAGCUUGCAACAGGAGGCAUCAUUGAUCCAGUGAAAAGCCACCGCAUCCCACAUGAUGUUGCCUGUAAACGAGGCUUCUUUGAUGAUGAAAUGAACCAGAUUCUGAAAAAUCCAACUGAUGAUGUUAAAGGCUACUUUGACCCCAACACACAGGAAAAUGUCACAUACUCACAGCUAUACAAGAGAUGUGUCACUGACAAGAAAUCUGGCCUUCAGCUUCUACCUCUGUCUGAGCAAGCAAUCAAUGCGAAGGAAGAACAUGCAUACACAGAGGUCCAAACCAAAGAGGCCAUGGGCCAAGCAACAAUGGAGCUGCAGUCUGGUCCACUCAAAGGGAAGAAACUCACUAUCUGGGAAAUGAUCCACUCUGAAUAUAUUACAGAGGAACAGAGAAUUGACCUGAUGAGGCAGUAUAGGUCUGGAACGAUUACAAUAGAAAAGAUCAUCACGAUUGUGAUCACCAUUGUAAACGAGAAAGAGGCUAAGAAACAAGAGCAAGACAGCUUCAAAGGGCUUAGAGCACCUGUCUCUGCCAAGUCACUGUUUGAUUCCAAAAUCAUUGACAAAGCUACGUUUGACAUGCUCCAACAAGGCAAAAAGACACCUACACAGGUCAGUGAAAAUGUCAAUGUAAGCAAGUACCUGCAGGGCUCUGACAGUAUUGCUGGUGUCUACCUUGAACCGACAAAGGAGAAGAUCAGCAUCUAUCAAGCAAUGAAGAAAAAUCUUCUGAGACACAACACUGGCCUGUCACUUCUAGAGGCCCAAGCUGCCACAGGGUUCAUUAUAGAUCCAGUGAAGAACCAGUACCUGUCAGUGGAUGAUGCCGUUAAAGCAGGCAUUGUCGGCCCUGAGCUACAUGAGAAACUGCUUGCUGCUGAAAAAGCGGUCACUGGUUACAAAGAUCCCUUCACAGGCAAAACAAUCUCUCUCUUCCAAGCAAUGGAAAAAGAUCUAAUCAUUAAGGAGCAUGUCAUGCCACUCAUGGAGGCCCAACUGAGUUCAGGAGGAAUCAUUGAUCCUGUGAACAGCCACCGCGUUCCUAUUGACGUUGCCUAUCAGAAGAGCCUUUUCAGCAAAGAAAUGACACACACCUUCUCAGAACCAUCUGACAAUAACAAAGCUUUCUCAGACCCAAAUUCAGAUGAAAAAGUAACAUACAAACAGCUGAAAGAGAAGUGCACUAGAGAUCCUGAUUCAGGCAUGAACCUUUUAACACUUUCCAAGCCACAGGCCCCUACUGUGGUGGAGAAGACAUACCUCUACACGGAGGAACAGACGCAGAAUGACCUGACCACAACCAAAAUUGACCUCCCCAGUUCACUUGAGUCCCUUGCUGGAGGCUCAAAAAGUCUCUGGGACAUCAUGAACUCAAAUCUACUUCCUGAGCAAGAGAGAAAGAAGCUGAUGGAGGAGUAUCGCUCAGGCAGUAUCACUAAAGAGCGCAUGAUCAUCAUCAUUAUUGAGAUUAUGGAGCAGAGAGAGAUCAUCAGAGGUGAAACUGUUAAGUCCUGCAACACAAUCAGACGUAGGGUCACAAUCGAGGAGCUCUACAAUUCCCGUAUCAUUGACCUGGAGACAUUCAACCUGCUGAAGCAAGACAAAAGAAACAUCCGUGACAUUAUGGAGAUGCAGAGUGUGAAGCAGUAUCUGUUUGGCACGGGUUGCGUUGCUGGUGUUAUGUCUGACUCCACUUCCAAGAUGAGCAUUUAUUCGGCGAUGAAGAGAGGGUUCUUGAAGCCUGAAAUUGCCCUUAGUCUCCUGGAAGCACAAGCAGCAACAGGAUUCAUAAUUGAUCCUGUCAGAAACGAGACACUCACUGUUGAUGAGGCUGUCCGCAAGAGUGUGGUCGGCCCUGAGAUCCACGACAGACUUCUGUCAGCUGAGAGAGCGGUCACAGGCUACAAGGACCCUUACAGUGGCAAAAUCAUAUCUCUCUUCCAAGCAAUGAAAAAGGACCUUGUUCUGGAGGAUUAUGCUCUGAAAAUGUUGGAGGCUCAGACUGCCACAGGAGGCAUUAUGGAUCCGGAAUUCUACUUCCACCUCCCAGCAGACAUUGCCACACAGAGAGGAUACAUCAACAAGGAAACAAAUAAAAGGCUUGCUGAUGACGUAAAGGGAUUUGUUGACCCUGUCACUGAGGAGAACGUUUCUUAUGCCCAAUUACUCAAGAGGUGCAAGAUUGACCCUACCAAUGGGAUGCGCUUGCUGUCACUGGGAGACAAGAGACUGAUGUUCAAAGGUCUUAGAAAACAGAUCACCAUAGAGGAGAUGUUACGCUCUCAGAUCAUCGACCAACAGACAGUCAAUGAGCUGAAUGAAGGACUGAUUUCAGUGGAAGAGGUUAGCCGUAGACUCCAAAAAUACCUUGAGGGCACAAGCUGUAUCGCUGGUGUUUAUGUAGAGGGAACAAAUGACCGUCUAUCAAUCUACCAAGCCAUGAAAAAGAACAUGAUCAGACCAGGAACUGCCUUUGAACUGCUUGAGGCUCAGGCUGCCUCAGGCUAUGUAAUUGACCCAAUCAAAAAUCUCAAACUUACUGUCAAUGAAUCUGUCAAGAUGGGAAUAGUGGGGCCAGAAUUCAAAGACAAACUUCUCUCUGCUGAGCGUGCCGUGACAGGUUACAGAGACCCCUAUUCCGGCAAGACAAUCUCUCUGUUCCAGGCCAUGAAGAAGGGGCUCAUCUUAAAAGACCAUGGAAUACGUCUCCUUGAGGCUCAGAUUGCCACUGGCGGAAUCAUUGACCCAGAGGAGAGUCAUCGCUUGCCAGUGGAGGUGGCCUACAACCGUGGCCUCUUCGACGAGGAAAUGAAUGAGAUUCUCACAGAUCCAUCAGAUGACACCAAGGGUUUCUUCGAUCCCAACACUGAGGAGAACCUGACUUACCUCGGGCUAAUGGAGAGGUGCAUCACUGACCCAGCUACUGGCCUUGUCCUCCUGCUCCUGAAGGAGAAGAAGCGCGAGAGAAAGACCUCCUCCAAAUCCUCUGUCCGCAAACGCCGAGUAGUCAUCGUGGACCCAGAUUCAGGCAAAGAGAUGACUGUCUAUGAGGCAUUUAGAAAGCAGCUCAUUGACCAUCAGACCUACCUAGAGCUUUCUGAGCAGGAGUGUGAGUGGGAAGAGAUCACGCAGACAUCCUCUGAUGGCGUUGUCAAGUCAAUGAUCAUCGACAGACGGUCAGGAAGACAGUAUGACAUUGAUGACGCCCUCGCACGAGGCCUCAUCGACCAGACUUCACUUAGUACAUACCGCUCCGGAAACCUGUCAAUCACUGAGUUUGCUGACAUGCUGUCUGGAAACAUGGGUGGCUUCCGCUCCCGGUCAUCCUCUUUUGGUUCCACCUCUGGUUCCACCUCAUCAUCAUACAAUGCCAUGAGCCCCAUACCCUCCAUUAGACCCCCUGCAAUCAUUUGGAAUGACCCCACAGAGGAGACUGGCCCUGUAGCCGGAAUCCUGGAUACAGACACUUUGGAGAAGGUGUCAGUCACAGAGGCCAUGCACAGGAACCUUGUGGACAAUAUCACAGGCCAAAGAUUACUUGAGGCACAAGCCUGCACAGGGGGCAUAAUCGACCCGACUACUGGGGAACGAUUCGCUGUUACUGAGGCAACCGAGAAAGGACUUGUGGACAAGGUGAUGGUGGACCGUAUCAACCUGGCUCACAAAGCUUUCAAUGGAUUUGAGGACCCAAGAACCAAAGUGAAGAUGUCUGCCUCCCAAGCUCUAAAGAAAGGCUGGCUGUAUUAUGAAGCUGGGCAACGUUUUCUGGAAGUCCAAUACCUUACGGGGGGGCUGAUUGAACCGGAUGUUGAGGGCAGAGUCUCACUGGACGAAUCCAUCAGAAAGGGCACAAUUGAUGCUCGCACUGCUCAGAAGCUGAGAGAUGUGAGUGCUUACUCCAAAUACCUGACGUGUCCCAAAACCAAACUAAAAAUCUCCUACAAAGAUGCCAUGGAUAGAAGCAUGGUUGAGGAAGGAUCUGGCCUGCGACUGCUGGAGGCCUCCUCACAGUCAAGCAAAGGGCUGUACAGCCCAUACAAUGCCAGCAAUUCUGGGUCUGCCGCUGGCUCCAGGUCCGGGUCCAGGACUGGAUCCAGAACAGGAUCCAGAAGAGGCAGCUUUGAUGCUACAGGUUCCGGUUUCACCAUGAACUUCUCAUCCUCUUCCUACACCAGCUCCAGCAGUUACGGUGGCCGCAAAUAUGAUGCAGGACCUCAUAAUGGGCUCAACAUGGAUGAGCUAGCUCAAGCCCUUACGGCUCUAGCAAUGAUCAGGCCAUGCAGCUCAGAAGAACAACGAGCCUUCCCCAUGAUGAUACCAAUGCAUAUCACGGUUGAAGAAAGGGGGAGUGUGUACGGAUUGGCAACACUCACAUCCAAGGAACAGAGCUCUGGGAGGGAGUCAGAGGAGUGGAGCCAAUGGCAGGGGGAGUUCAGAGGUCAAAUCCGAGCCCUGCGACACUGGCUGAAGAGCAUGGAGAUGAGGCUACCUCCUCUGGACCAUAUGGUUGUCCACAUCUCCUUUGUGGUGGCCAGGAUGAUGCCUGGCUUCCUAUCCUCACGAUCACUGAUCUCAGCUGUUUUGUGCAGUGUGCUCAGGAGGAUCACAUUUUUGUUCCUCUUUGGGAGGAUUAUGGGUAAUCUGAUCAGCCGGCCCAGCUGCCUGGGCCAGAAGUCCAAGCAGGUGAGGUCCGACGAGGACUUCCUGAAAGAGUGCUACCAGCGGCGCCGCGAAUGGCAAGCGCCACCCCUGACGCACCAUGGGGAGGCCAGGCGGGAGGAGGUGGUCAGAGAGAGGGAGGAGGAGGAGGAGGAGGAGGAGGAGAGGGUGACAGACAGGACAAAGGAGGAUGAGGUGGAGGAUGAGGUGUCUCACAGCAACACCCCUCCCUCGGACAAACCCCUCAGGACCAACCCCUCCCCCACCCCCACGGUCACCACCAUCAGUACUCUGGACAAUGCCUGGCAAGGCACCCCCUCCCCUAUCAAGACAUCCAGGAACAGCACCCUGACCAGGAAGGCUGUGGUCCAAGAGAUCCCCCAUGGGAGAUCCCCUCUAGCCCAGCCUGGCUCAGUCCCAGGCUCAGCGGAGAGGAGGGCCAGCUUCCAGAGGAGAGACUCCAGAGAAGGAAGUCUCCAGAGGAGAGACUCUAGAGAGGGCAGCCCCUGGUCCUGGAAGACCUUGGCCUCCCACGAGGUCACGGAGGUGACGGAAGUGACAGAGACAGUUGUGACAGAAAUUGUGGAGGUGACGGAGUACCCUUCUGGAGAGAAGGGCGGAGAUCCCAUAGUCACCAGGACUGUUAGGGUUCUGACUGGAGCAGCUGAGGAACUCGCUGAGCUACAUAGCGACGGACAUUCUAGUUCAGACCAAGAUUCCAGCCUGGACCGUUGGAGGGGAAUGAGAUCUGCCUUGAGUCUGAGAGAUGAUUUUGCAGAUUCUGAAACGUUCCAUCAAUCACUGGAAGCACUGUUGACCUGGGUCUGUGAGAUAGAGGAGCUGACAGCCAAUCAGAAGCCUCAAUCUUCAGAGGUCAAAGUGGUGAAAGCACAGCUACAAGAGCAGAAGCUCCUGCAGCGCCUCCUGGAGGACCGGAGGCAUAGUAUGGAGACCAUGAUGCUGGAGGGCCCUCAUAUGGCCGAGGCCUUCCCAGGCAAGGAGGGGGAGCAGGCCAAGGUCCAGCUUUCCACGCUCAGACACAAAUGGGAGGCCUUACUGGUAGAUGCAGUGAACAGGCGGGGCAGUCUGGAGCUCAUCCUGCCCAGGGCCAAGCUCUUCCAGGAGAGGGUGGACAGCCUGCAGCAAUGGCUCAUCUCUGUGGAGCAGGACCUGGCCGAGCUACGCAAUGUUGAGAGGGAAAUGCUACACCUCCCCGAGGGUACGGAGAAAGCCAAGGCUGUGGCGGAAGAGAUCAAGGCGAAAAACGCUGACUUGGUGAAAAUUCAACAGAGUGGUCAUGAUCUCAAGGAGAUGAUUUCAGAGGAGGAAGCCCAGCAGGUGCAGGAGCGUGUGGACAGCCUGAGGAUACGCUGCUCGGUGUUGAGCCUGACUAGUGGUGACGUGCUGCAGAGACUGGAGCAGGCCCUGGAGGCAUCCAGCCGCUGCACCUCCAGCCAGGAAGACCUCCACCUGUGGCUGGGCCGCAUCGAGAGGGAACUGCUGGGGCCUGCUGGGGGGCAGACUGGGGGUGGAGACACAGUGCUCUGUGCUGCAGAGAGACAGAGGUUGGAGCAGGCUGUGGUGAAGGAGAUGGCCUGGUUCAGAGACACUGCCCUGAGCCUGGAGCAACUCAAAGCUAUUACUCUGGAGCCUGAGCAUAUCUCUGCCCAACUCUAUGAACAGAAGAUCCUCGCGGUGGAGAUUCUGCAACACAAGUUCAACAUUGAGAAGAUGGUGAAGAUCGCUGAAAUCUUGCAGACAUACGGUGAUGAAGGGGAAAUAGGGGACCUGCAGAUCCCGUUGGAUGCCUUACAGGAACAAUGCAACACCACGUCAGCCACCAACUCCCAUGUGGUCUUGCAGCUGGAGCAUGCCCAGUCCCUCUUGGUCCAGUUCACUGAGGGCCUUGCUGAGGUGUCACCGUGGCUACAGGAAACCCAAGCGCUCAUUGGCCAGCUCUCCCUGAGCACCAUUAGCUACAAGGCUUUCCGAGAACAACAGGACCUCUUACAGGGCCUAAGGGAGUCCAUAGCAGAGCAUAGACCUCUGAUAGCACGGCUGUGCUCGCUGGGGAAACGUCUGUCAGAGCUUAGUCCCGCCCAGGGGAAGGAGUUAUGUCAUACCGCCACAGAGCUUAAGGAGCAGCACAGGGCCAUCAGGGACAGGGUCAGAGAGGCUGCCAAUCUACUGGAAGAGUCCCUGCCCAGAUACACACAGUUGAAUGAGAGGAUGACGCUGAUUAGAGAGAGUCUGGAUGGUCUGCUUGGUCACAUGCAGUCCCCAGCCUCUCUGCAGGGUCAGACCCCACGCAUCCAGGAGCAGCUACAGGACAACAAGCACACUCUGGCUGAGCUCUCCAAGCUGGAACUGGGCCUAGGGAGUAUAGGGACCCAGGCUGAUGAGCUCCUGGCCAACACACAGGCAGCUGGGGACGCCUCCAUCGGUACAGCAAUCCAGGAGCGGGUGUCCAGCCUGACUCAGCUGUGGGAGGAGGCUCAGAGGCAGGCUCAGGAGAGAGAUGGCUGGCUGCUCAACCUGCUGGACCUGGCUCUCAAGUUCUGGAGCGAUGUUAGUGAUGUGACGGCCGGCCUGUACGAUGCCCAACAGGCUGUCCUGGACCUGAACGCCAGCAGGACAGACUCAGAGACCAUCCGCCAGAGCCUGGAGACUAUGCAGACACUCAGGGAGGACAUCGACAGUCUACAGGGGGACCUGGACACGCUUGGCAUUCUGGGAAUGGACCUGAUGUCAGCAUGUGGGGAUACAGACAAACCUGAUGUCACCAAGAGCUUAGAUGAGCUCUACUGCACAUGGAACAACCUGAGUAAACUCUGGAGUGAGUGUCACAAAACACUGGAGGAAUCUUUACAGAUGGCUCUACAUUACCAGGACACCAUGCAGGGGCUUUUCGAGUGGCUCAAGUCAGCAGAGCUGAGAUCCACAGAGGAGUUCUUGGUAGGAACUGACCUGGAGUCAGUCAAAGAGCAGCUGUGUGACCUCAAGGAGUUUAAACGGGAGCUAUACCAGAAGAAGAUCGAGAUGGAGAGCCUGAACCACCGCUUUGUGUGCAGGCUGUCUCCAGGCUCUGAGCGUCCCGGAUCUGUUUCUCCCCUGUGUGACUUCAGACAGCGCUGGGACAGCCUGGAGGCAGAGACUGUCAGCAGACAGCAUCAGCUGGAGUGUUCCCUGCUGGGUCUGGGUCAGUUUCAGAACACUCUGGAUGAGCUGCACACCUGGCUCUCCCACACAGCCGACCUCCUCCAGGGCAGUCGGCCAAUCAGCAUCGACCUGCAGGCAUGCGAGAUAGAGCUGGCCAAACACAAGGUGCUGCGUAAUGACGUCAUGUCCCACGUGCGUACGGUGGAGUCUUUGAACCAGGCGGGGCGGGGCCUAUUGGAGGUGGGGACUGGGGACAGCCCUCACGGUCUGCACCCACAGCUGGAGCAGCUGAAUGAACGCUGGGAGUUUGUCCGCUGUGAGACAGAGCGCAGACAGCUGGAGCUGGAGAACAACCUCAGUCAGGUCCAAGAUGUUACAAUGGAGAUCCAGGAUCUUCUUCAGUGGUUGGAAAACACAGACCUGAGGCUGUCCUCCAGUAAGACAGUGUGGGGGAUGCCUGACUUUGCCAGCGAGAGGCUCAACGCACAUCUGGAGCUAUGUAACGAGAUGGACUCCAAGCUCCAUGCCUACACAGAUGUGAGGAACGCCAUCCGCAGGAUGUUGGAGAGCGGCAACGUGACCCGGGGCUCCAGCACAGAACACAGCCUCUGUAUCCUGGAGCAGAAGUGGACUACCGUCUAUGGGAAAGUACAGGACCGUAAGGCUAAGCUAACCGAAGGGUUGAGCCUGGCAAAGGAGUUCCACUGUAAUGUCCAGGAGCUGCUGACCAGGAUGACCAAGUAUGAGGAGGCCAUAGGAGACCUGCCUGCCCCCAGCUUCGUCCUGGACACAGUCUGUGGCCAGCUUCAAGAACACCGGGUGUGUGUGUGUGUGUGUGUGUGUGUGUGUGUGUGUGUGUGUGUGUGUGUCUGUCUGUCUGUCUGUCUGUCUGUCUGUCUGUCUGUCUGUCUGUCUGUCUGUCUGUCUGUCUGUCUGUCUGUCUGUCUGUCUGUCUGUCUGUCUGUCUGUCUGUCUGUCUGUCUGUCUGUCUGUCUGUCUGUCUGUCUGUCUACUCUGGUGGGUGAGGUGAACUGCUACGGUGAGAAGAAGACGGUGGUGGAGACUGCAGGCUCCAGGCUGACCGAGCUGAGCAGGAAGGAGGACUGUGACGUGGUUCACAACCUGAUCAUGACCGUACAGGACCGCUACAGGAAACUUCACCAGUGCACCACAGAGAGGGGCCGAACACUAGAGGACGUCAAGAAGAAUGCAAAACAGUUCAGUGAAUCUUGGCGCCUCCUAGUGGACUGGAUGACUGAGGUGGAGCAGACGCUGGACACACAUAAAGAGAUCGCCGCGGACCACGAGGAAAUUAAACUGCAGCUCACCGAACAGAAGGACUUCCAGAAGCUUCUGCGCUCGAAGCGACCUAUGUACGAGGCCACUCUAAAGAGUGGGCGGGGCCUCCAUGAGAGGUCCCAGAGCGCCCAGGACAGACAGCACCUGGAGAACCUGCUCUCUGAGCUCCGGGACUCAUGGGAUACCAUCAGUGGCAAAUCCAUGGAAAGGCAACACAAACUGGAGGAGGCACUGCUGUUUUCAGGCAGAUUCACAGACGCCCUUCAAGCCUUGAAUGACUGGUUAUACAGAGCAGAGCCACAGCUGGCUGAAGACGUACCUGUCAGUGGGGAAAAAGACAUGGUCAACAAUCUGAUCGACAAGCACAAGGUGUUCCAGAAGGAGUUGGGGAAGCGAGCCGGGUGCAUUAGGACUCUGAAGCGCUCGGUGAGGGACCUGACCAGGAGCAGCACUGCUGAUGCCCAUUGGUUGCAAGAGCAGAUGGACGAAUUGGAGGGACGCUGGGAGGAUGUGUGUAAACUGUCCGUAUCCAAGCAGGCCAGGCUGGAGGCAGCCCUUCAACAGGCUGAGAAGUUUGACAGGCUGGUCCACUCCUUCCUGGAGCAUCUGGCGGAGGCAGAGAGGGUGCUGAAGUACGGGGUCAUCCCUGAGGAGGAGGAAGCUCUGCUGGCCUUUCGCAAACAACAUGAGGAGUCAAUCACUUCCCUGAGCUUCCAGGAGAUGGAGCUAGAGAGCAUCCAGUGUCUGAGUGAGGAAAUCUUGUCCUCUUGUCACCCAGACUCCAUCAUCACACUCAAGUCCUGGAUCAGCGUCACCAAGACCCGCUACGAAGAGGUGCAGACUUGGGCCCAGCAGCAGGGCCAGAGGAUCCAGGCCAACCUGUCUGCUCUGGAGGAUGAGCGGGAGAAUCUGCAGCUCCUACUGGACUGGAUCUCAUCCGCCGAGGAGGCCCUCGACCUCAGAGACCAGGAGCCACCGGCUGAGAGCAUAGAACACAACCAGGAACUCAUCGUCCAACACAUGGUAUUAAUGGAGGAGCUGAACCGAAAACUACCAGAUGUAGAACAUGCCACAAAAUCCUGCAAACAGAAGCUGAUCCCCAAACAGCAGGCUUCGCCGUGCCGCAAGGCACUGACAAAGAGGAGGAGCACUCUGAAACUCCAGCCUAUAGUAAUCCCUCUCCCCCUGGAGAACCUGAACCCUCAGACCCCUCAGCUGCGUCAGCUGGUCAGCCACUGGCAGAAACUCUGGCUCCUGGCUCUGGCCAGACAGGGCCGCCUAGAGCAGCACGAGCAGAGACUCCAAGAGAUGGAGGAAUUUGCAAACUUUGACUUCAACGUCUGGCGAAAGCGCUACAUGCAGUGGAUCAGCCACCUCAAGUCUCGGAUCCUAGAUGUGUUCCGAAACAUCGACAGGGACCAGGACGGACGAAUCAGCAAGAAGGAGUUAAUCGACAAUGUCCUGGCAUCCAAAUUCCCCACCAACUCCCUGGAGAUGAAUGCAGUGGCCAAUAUCUUUGACAUGAAUGGGGACGGCUUCAUUGACUACUAUGAGUUUGUGAGUGCCCUCCAUCCCAGCCGGGAUCCCUACAGGAGGACGCUAGAUGCAGAUCAGAUCAACGAGGAGGUGAGUCGACAGGUGUCUCAGUGCAACUGUCCCAAGAGGUUCCAGGUGGAGCAGAUCAGUGCCAACCGCUACAGGUUUGGGGAUUCCCAACAGUUGCGGAUGGUGCGUAUCCUGCGCAGUACCCUGAUGGUACGAGUGGGAGGAGGUUGGACAGCACUGGAUGAAUUCCUGGUCAAGAAUGACCCUUGUAGAGUGAAAGGUCGGACGAACCUAAAGAUAAAGGAGAAGUAUUUAUUCGACAACUCCCAGAAAGGAGGCUCGUCUAAAACCCUGACGGUCAGCAGGUCCAACUCCAGCCUGAGUCUCUACAGCAGCGCCUCGGCUCCAAGCAGCCCUCUAACACGCAAAGCCUUACUGCGGAGGAGUCUCUCAGGCGACCGCUGCAUCCGGCCCAGGAGCUCCAUAGCUGCUCUGGGGUCAGAUCUACAGUUCUCCACUGCGGAUGAGGAUUCUCUUUCGCAAUCAGAGGAAGCUGAAAGACUGCCCACAUGAUGAGGAAGGUAUGUCCACAAUGCGCAUCAUGUGAACACUACAGUGAUGAGCUCCACUACAGCCUUGGGGUCCAGAGAGAGAGAGAGAGAGACCAACAAGACAAGGCCUCAGUCACAAGCCCAUAGACUGCCACUAAGGGGAACUCCAUAAUCUUCAGAAGUGAUACAAAAGGGCCUGAUUCUCUAUUUGACACUGUGUUUGUAGGCUCUGUGAAGAGCCUCUGAUUGUUCAGCUAGGGAUAUGGACAUGACCUCUGACCUAAACCUGGACAUAUCCCACUACACUCCUCUCUGAGUCAUUGUAUUGAUAUAGUCGUCAUUUCGAUCAUCUAUAUCAAUAUGCAACUUCAACACUGGUUUUCCGAAUAUGACAGAGUCCGAGGAUGGAGAUACUGGAACAGUCUGCACGGAUACACAUUGCAUGACGGUUAUCAGUAUAGAUUACAAUCUAGCUUCAAUAUUUGUUUCACCCUGUGCCCUUAUAAUGAUAUCAGGGCAGGCUGCAAUCAAGCAACGAUGAGGCCUGAAGCUAAAUCACAAAACUCCACAAGGACAAACACGUGUAUUAGCAGAAACUGGAUUUUCAUUUUUGAAGCUAUAUAAAGUCAGGAUUUCAUCAGCGACUGUCAUAAUUAGUUCCUUUAUGUUAUUGUGUGUAGUGCAUUUCUCCUUCUAAAGAAGUGUGUCUGUAAAAUGCGCUCACAUGCAAAUAUGUGAAGGUGUGCUAGUAUGCCCUGUGUUUAGUAACAAGACACAGACCGUCCAAAAGAUGACUCCAAAAAAACCUACACAGCCAAUGAAUGGUUCCAUCAUCUUUCACCGUGGUAAUUAUUUUUCCACGACAUAAUAGCAAAACACUAGCUUGGUCCCAGAUCUGCUUGUACUGUUUCGCCAACAACGUCCAUAGUAGUUGGCAAGCGAGCACAAACAGAUCUGGGGCCAGGCUAAGGAAACACUGCUGGCGGGGCCCACAUUGCUAUUUCGUGUUGUCACUUUAACCUGAACUGAUGCUUCACUGUUAAAGAUUUAUUUUUGACAUCCUGUUCAAGUAUUGUUUUAAAUGCUACAUUUUAAGUUCAAAAAAAUGUAUGAAGAUGCGUCAUUAUUUUGUUGAGAUUAUUUUCUCAGGUUUGGUUUUGCCUUUUGAUGUUUAAGUGUUCAAUGUUUAAGUGGAACAUUACUGUGAUAUUGUAGAUGUACUCUUUUAUGUUACUGCUGUAUAGUUACUGAAGGUUUUAUAUGGCAAGUUAUGUUCUUCACACAUUAACUUCUCCCCAUGAAAUGCACUUUUUAUUUACUGAACUACAGUCAGUGCAUCGGUUUGGUUCUGUAUGUGUGUGUGUGGUGACACAUUUUCUGAUUUCAUUCACUUAGCUUCAGUGUUUAGGACUAGAGAAAUAGACUGAUGUUUAUUUUUAUUUACGAUGAACAACUGUAUUUCUACAGGGUUUCACGGGGUGUGACCCUCCCAAAAUACAAAAGUGUAGUUCUCAA